AUGGACGGCGAAGAUCCCAAGGAGAGACCCUCCGAGAUCACCACUAUCAUCACUGGUCUCGAGCGAUACAACCCCGAAGCCGUCCCUUUCCUCGAGGAGUACCUGAAGAAGCAAUGCGAGGAGAAGUUUACUGAUGGCAAUGCCAACCGAACGCUGCUGAAGCUAUACCAGCUCAACCCAGACCGCAUCAAGGACGAUGUCGUCACCAACGUCCUCGCCAAGUCCUUGACCGUCUUCCCCUCUCCCCAGUUCUCUCUCGCCCUGCACAUCAUCCCCCCCUCGAUACUCGCCCCCAACUCUCGCGCCGAUCUGUCCGAAGCCAUCACCCACCUGCGUGAGCUCAACAACCAGCUCGAGGGAGCCCAGUAUGCCCGCUUCUGGGACACCCUCGACAGCGAUGAUUUGUAUGCCGACCUGGUCGCCGAUGUCAAUGCUUUCGAGGAGCUCAUCCGUAUUCGCAUCGCCACCUUGGUGAGCCAGGCCUACAGAGAGGUCGAGCUCAGCGUGUUUGCUGGCUGGCUGGGACUACCCGAGGCCAAGGCCAAGACCUUCGUCAUUGAGACCGCCGGCUGGAAGGUUGAGGGCGACCUUGUACAGAUCCCCAAGAACGCCGAGAACGAGGCCAAGAAGACCGAAGUGCGCGAGGACGUCAACGUUGACAUGUUCUCGCGAAUUGUCCGCAGGGCAUGGGAGGAGACAGCAUAA
This is a messenger RNA of Truncatella angustata, 705 nucleotides long. Its product is annotated as COP9 signalosome. Gene Ontology annotation, molecular function: ribosome binding; translation initiation factor activity. Gene Ontology annotation, biological process: regulation of translational initiation. Gene Ontology annotation, cellular component: cytoplasm; eukaryotic translation initiation factor 3 complex. The transcript has 2 exons. Bases 1 to 705 code for a protein of 234 amino acids. NCBI's taxonomy places the organism in Eukaryota, Fungi, Ascomycota, Sordariomycetes, Amphisphaeriales, Sporocadaceae. The record is from RefSeq and is a predicted model, not a curated record.